AUGCCGUUCCUCGCUGGGAAGAAAAUCACUCAGAACGGGUUGGGGCUUAUGCGUUUCACCCUGCCAAACGACGUGACGCCAGAUGAACAAGCAUUCAAGGUCCUCAAGGCAGCGCUGGCAGCCGGCGUCAACGUAUGGAAUGGAGCAGACUUCUACGGGACACCCGACAACAACUCAUUGCACCUCAUGAACCGCUACUUCACAGCUUUUCCUGAAGACGCAGACAAGGUAGUCCUUUCAAUUAAGUCCGGCGUUGUGAGCAUGAAGACCUUCACUAUGGACUGCUCACCCGCGGGACUUCGCGGCUUCGUGGACAACGCUCUCAAGAUCCUGGACGGCAAGAAAAAGAUCGACAUUUUCGGCUGCGCGAGGGUUGAUCCCAAUGUCCCAGUUGAAGAAAGCAUCAAGGCGCUGGCUGAGCUAAAGGAAGAGGGUAAGAUCGGGGGUAUCCAGCUGUCGGAGGUAAAAGCUGAGACUAUUCGUCGUGCGGCGAGCGUUGCGAAGAUUGAUAUGCUAGAGGCCGAAGUUAGCCUUUGGGCUACGGAUGUUUUCCGCAAUGGCGUCGCAGAGACGUGCGCGGAGCUUGGUAUUCCCAUAAUAGCCCAUACACCGCUGGGAGCGGGGAUGUUGACUGGCACGAUAAAAAGCCCUGAUGACUUGGCGGCGCACGAUCAUCAUCGGCUUUUCCCUCGGUUCCAGCCGGAUAACCUUGCGAAGAAUCGCCUGCUUGUUGAUGAGCUAGAGAAAAUUGCGGCUGCGAAGGGGUGCACUCCGGCUCAGUUAGCUUUGUCAUGGAUUAAAGUGCAGAGCAGAAAGCCUGAAUUGCCGCUUUUUGUCCCGGUUGCGGGUGCAAGAUCUGAAGCCAGGGUUUUCGAAAAUAGGAAGGAUGUCGACCUAAGUGACGAUGAUCUUGCAAAGAUUGAGAUCCUCCAGGAGAAAUACCCAACCGCAGGGGAGAGAUUUCCGCCUGCGGCUAUGAAGUUGAACGAGUACUAG
Aspergillus niger is the source of this 996-nucleotide messenger RNA. RefSeq lists its product as uncharacterized. Lineage: Eukaryota; Fungi; Ascomycota; Eurotiomycetes; Eurotiales; Aspergillaceae. Gene Ontology annotation, cellular component: cytoplasm. The record is from RefSeq and is a predicted model, not a curated record. Bases 1 to 996 code for a protein of 331 amino acids. The transcript has 2 exons.